AUGUCUUACCAAUCCAGAUCUUCAAAUCACAACGAAAACGACGACCACCACGACAACCGUCGGUUAUACAACCCUUACCAAGAUCUUAGAGUCCCCGCACAAACCCUGUACAAACUUCCCACAUCUCCUGAAUACCUCUUUCAAGAGGAAUCCAUCGCUCAACGGCGUUCAUGGGGCGAAAACCUGACAUACUACACCGGCAUCGGCUACCUCGGCGGCGCUGUAGUUGGCGCCGGGAAGGGUUUAGUAGAGGGCGUGAAGGCUUCUGAGGCUGGAGACACCAUGAAACUUAGGGUUAAUCGGAUCUUAAAUGCUUCUGGACAUUCAGGUCGGACGAUCGGCAACCGUGCGGGUGUAAUCGGACUGUUGUACGCUGGUAUGGAGAGCGGGAUGGUUAAGGUGAGGGAUGCAGAUGAUAUUAUUAACAGCGUGGUGGCCGGAUUAGCGACUGGAGCGCUUUACAAGGCGGCGGCGGGGCCUAGGUCGGCGGCUGUGGCCGGAGCUAUUGGUGGAAUAGCGGUGGGAUUAGCCGUGACGGGGAAGCAGAUUUCCAAAGGUUUCUGUAGCAGAAUAUUUGUUCAGGUGAAGAUGGAUUGAUUAUUGUUAUAGCUUUUGUUGAUGACAAGAAGUUAAGAAAGCCCUUCUAAGUAAUCUUUAGAUUAUUGUCUUUUUUACCCUUUUUACAAAGAUUCAGGGGUUUUGAGUUUUUACCAUUCGAUGCUCUUCUUUUGCAUAGAGAAAUGGUAGUACUAAUAGAGUUAUGUUGAUUUUGAAAAUUUUAGCCUUGUUCUAUUUGAGCUAUAGGAUAAGUGUUUGUUUGGGCAUGUUUCUUUUGAUUUGGCAUUGUUUAUGCUUAUAGAGAACAAGUUUUAUGCUGAGAAAAUACAUUGGAGUGUCAAUGGAAGCAAGCAGUCUCUCUACCAUUAGGUCGAGUCUGUUUACAUCUUAUCUCCUAUGGGACUUGGGUAAUGUUGUAGAUACAAUCAUACAAGUAUCUCUCUAGUAUUGUGUAGUGAAUGGUGAUUGUGAAAAAGUUAGUCGAUUUAUGUUAAAAACCUAUCAUUCAAUUAUUUUUUGUGAUCAUAUUUGCUUAUUUUGGAUUUUUUUUGUAA
This is a messenger RNA of Lactuca saligna, 1112 nucleotides long. The record is from the annotation of a GenBank genome assembly. Lineage: Eukaryota; Viridiplantae; Streptophyta; Magnoliopsida; Asterales; Asteraceae.